Drosophila bipectinata is the source of this 1807-nucleotide messenger RNA. RefSeq lists its product as uncharacterized. Gene Ontology annotation, molecular function: protein serine/threonine phosphatase inhibitor activity. The record is from RefSeq and is a predicted model, not a curated record. NCBI's taxonomy places the organism in Eukaryota, Metazoa, Arthropoda, Insecta, Diptera, Drosophilidae.
ACUGCCAGAACGUGUGUGUGGGAGCGUGUGUUUUUUCGUUUGCCAACACUAGAAAAAAACUAAACGGGCAGCAGAAAAUUACAAUCGCAGGACACAAUUUUAUAGACCGCAAUGGAAACGGAGACGAAAGCCAGUGGCGAUGAGAAACAGCAGGAAAAGUCCCUGGCCGAGCCCAUGGACACGUUGGAACCCCCGCCACCUACCGCCAGCUCAAAGACCCUUAAACGUUGCCUCAGUGUGCCCAUUAUAAGGACACCGCCCGGUUCCAAAUCCGGCAAAACUCCGAUGACCACACGGGCAGCCGCAGCUGCUGCAGCAGCGGCCAAGGAGCACGAGCAGACCCCGAAGAAGAACCAACAACAGCAGCCACAAUCUACAGAAUAUUCACAGUUCUUUGGGAAGAAUAUACACAUACGAUCGCAACCCAACUCUAGGGAGGUCUCUCCAGCUCCGGUUUUCAAUAUUUUCACCCCGCGAGCUCGUCGGUAUUCGGCCAGCUACAGUCCCCUGACCACAGGCGCUAAUGGUGCCACAUUGUGUCUGACCCCGAGGGUCUCCCAGCUCCGGCAGGAGGAGUGCGCCGACUUGAACAGUCGCGAGGUGAACCAUGAGAGGGAGGUGCACCGGGAAAUUCAAAUAUCCCAGAGCUGGGAGGACCUCACCCUGGUGACCGAGAACUGGUCUUGCAAAUCGGAUGAGUUUUCUAAUCCCCUACAAGUUACCCUGCCUCCCACUGGCAGCACCAGCUGCUCCAGUCCAAGUCCCACCAGCAAUCGGGCGGGCAUGAGACUGCCCUAUUCGCCGUCGCCAACGCGGCGCACCUUCGCCACACGGAGAUCCAUGUCGCCAAUCCCUAUGAGACCCUCGCAGUUGGGUCCAGUGAAAAGAAAGUUCGAGCUGGACGAUAAUCCCGCCCAGGGCAGCAAUUGGAGUGUGUACUCGCCGCCGCCGCUGAAAAAGAUUUUUACAGAAAGCCGGGGCUCCUCACCCGUUUGCCAAUCGCCCUCGUCGGUGUGUCCCAGUCCGGAUUCCGGAACCUAUGAUGGUCGCAUUACCCCCAAACUUUUCAUCUCCAAACUUUGCACAAACAACGCUGUGAGUGGAUCUGGUAGUGGAGGCAACAAUAACAACAGCAGCAGCUCGGGAUGCCCCUCGCCAGUGUCCGCUUCUCCUGGAGGAGUGGGCAGUGGCCCCAAUCUGGAAGCAGCCAUGUGCCUCGUUUCGGGUGGAAGUCAGAGCCAGAGCAUCGACGAAGGCAUCUCUAUACCCGAAUCGGAGAUCAACUCAUCCUCCUGCCGUAGCCGCACCUCCUCCAUCGUAUCCACCGCAUCCUCCAACGCUCAGGUGCUGGCCAAUGACUUGACCGACGAUGCUACGCUGAUGGACGAUGCCAAGAGCGAGACGUCAUCGAUCGGUGGCUGCUCCACCAUCAGCAUAGAGUCCUCAUCCUGCGACAGUGGUGCCAAAACGGCCGCCACCUUUCUCAAUCGAUUGGUGGUGGACUCGGACGGCGGUGGGUCGCCCCUGGCUCAGAAAAGCUUCUACAUCAACAAACAGGGAAUUUCGGGGGCCAAGAAGUUCAUUGUCAAUCACGAGAGAACGGGGUCAGCCAGCAAGGAUGUCCCACAAAAGCUUUAAGGUCCUUCAAUUAGCUUAGGGUUCGAUUUUUUGAAUGUUAGAACUAGAGGUUUAUCUUGGUCGUGAAGAUUGAAUCGUUGGAUUGUUUUAAAAAAAUCUUUAUUUUUAAACUUUACACACAUUUUAUUGAUUAUUCAAAAGUGUUAAUAUUUUCAUGUACAUAUAUAUG